CUCAGUACUUGCAAAGCCAAGAAGACGAAAUAAUUUGAGGGAGCUGAAAGUGACUUUGAAAGUCAUCAGGACUUGGUCUCUUCUUCUUUUUUUAAUCAUGGAGAGAGAACCUUGUCCCUAUCGUAUCGUCGACGAUGCGGGCGGUGCUUUUGCCAUGGGCACCAUUGGUGGUAGCAUGUUUUCUGCCAUCAAAGGCUUCAGAAAUGCACCUCAGGGAAAGAAACUGUCUGGAGGUUUAAAAAGCGUCAAAGCCCGUGCCCCUGUGUAUGGAGGCAAUUUCGCUGCCUGGGGUACCAUAUUCUCCACAUGCGACUGUACCCUGAGUGGAAUUCGGCGGAAAGAAGACAUGCUCAAUCCCAUUCUCAGUGGUGGCAUUACUGGUGCUGUGCUAGCUGUCAGAUCUGGACGUGGUGCAAUGGCGAGAAAUUUUGUUGUCGGUGCCGUUCUUCUGUCAGUCAUUGAAGGUGUCAGCUUGUUCAUUCAGCACAUGGCGGCGCGCAAUAUGAAGCCCGUACAACCUCAGUUGCAGCUGGGAGCACCCCCUUGAGCAGGGAAGCACAACCUCUCUUUUUUUUUAGGCUCCACCAUGUUAAUUUAAUGACUCUCAUCCAAUGAAUUGCAAGAUCAUUAUGAGAUGGCAAAAACAAAAAUUAAAACUGAGAAAACAA
Messenger RNA from Sycon ciliatum, 668 nucleotides. Its product is annotated as probable mitochondrial import inner membrane translocase subunit Tim17 1. Bases 98 to 547 code for a protein of 149 amino acids. The transcript has 7 exons. Gene Ontology annotation, cellular component: mitochondrial inner membrane; TIM23 mitochondrial import inner membrane translocase complex. Gene Ontology annotation, biological process: protein import into mitochondrial matrix. The record is from RefSeq and is a predicted model, not a curated record. Lineage: Eukaryota; Metazoa; Porifera; Calcarea; Leucosolenida; Sycettidae. Gene Ontology annotation, molecular function: transmembrane protein transporter activity.